Molecule: messenger RNA, 471 nt
Organism: Dichomitus squalens LYAD-421 SS1
Lineage: Eukaryota; Fungi; Basidiomycota; Agaricomycetes; Polyporales; Polyporaceae
Product: cytosine deaminase
Exons: 4
Coding region: 1-471 (156 amino acids)
Cellular component (GO): cytoplasm; nucleus
Molecular function (GO): diaminohydroxyphosphoribosylaminopyrimidine deaminase activity; zinc ion binding
Source: RefSeq, a predicted model, not a curated record
AUGGACCGCUUAGGCAUGGAAGUCGCGUAUGCGAACGCGAAGAAGAGUUAUGAUGAGGGUGGCGUACCCAUCGGCGCCGCUCUGGUCUAUCAUGGCGGCGACGGCGAGCCGCGGGUCGUUGGGGAGGGUCAUAACGCGCGCGUCCAGAAAAACUCGCCAAUCCUCCAUGGAGAGACUGCAGCCUUGGAAAAUGCAGGGCGAUUGAAGCCUGAUGUCUACCGCAACUCGACCAUGUACACCACCCUUAGCCCUUGUAGCAUGUGUGCGGGGGCGAUCCUUCUAUACAAGAUCCCGCGCGUCGUGAUCGGUGAGAACGUCAACUUCGUAGGGGAAGAAGAGUUGCUACGGAGUCGAGGCGUGGAGGUCGUGGUCCUGAACGACGAAGAAUGCAAGGCGCUGAUGGCACAGUAUAUCCGCGAAAAACCGGAGGAUUGGUACGAAGACAUCGGCGAGAAGAUCCGUAAGGACUAG